AUGCACGCCAUCGUGUUGGGAUUCAAUAUUUCGACAUUAAUUAUGUCAUCAUCAGUGUUGACAUGAUGACGACACAGUCCAAUCAUCGCCUCAUCAAACGGGUCACAGGCCUACAUUAUUAUAUUUCUGCAACUGCAAUGAGGUUCAUAAUAGUGUACUCAUGUGUGUUAACUCUAGUUGUGCUAUACACGUUAAAUUCAACUGAGAAAUUAAAAAUACAGAAUUUUAAUGUUGCAUUAUCAAGAUCACGUGACAUCAUCACCACGCCAAGAGAUUCAGCAGAAUAUAAUGACUCAUUUCCUGGCUAUAUAAGUCUUUCUACGAACAAGCCUCUACGUAUAUCGUGCAAAGAAUGCGCAAUUGUGGCAAGUUCUGGUCAUCUCAUUAAAUCGAACGCCGGAAGGGAAAUUGACCAACAGCAGUGCGUAAUACGAAUGAACUUUGCACCUGUUGUAGGCUUUGAACGUGAUGUUGGAUCACGCACCACCAUCCGGGUCGUGGGACAUCGAAACUUCAAAAUUCUACAUAAACGGAAAAUACUGAAAGAGGUUAUUGAAAGCAACACAACCCGGACUGAUAUGAUUAUAAUUAGUUGGAUGAGCUCCACCAAAGAAGUGCCUAAGCUAACCAGUGAAGUAUAUCAGUUCGCCUUUCUUUUAGCCAAUCUCUACCCAGAAGUCCCAAUAUACUCUGCUCAGCCUGAUCGAAUGAUGCAAGCCGAAGAACUCUUCAAAAAAGAAACAGGCUUUACGGUAAAGCAGGCCCAUACCAUGCUGACAACUGGAUGGUAUACAAUUGUACAUGCAAUGGAAUUCUGUUCUAAUAUAACUGUAUAUGGCAUGGCAAAUGAAGACUUCUGCAGUUCUACGAACUCAAGUGUUGCAUAUCACUACUACGAGUCCAUCAAAAAAAAGAGUGAGUGCGAAUAUUAUAAUAAGAGUGAAAACAGAAUACAUGGUGGACAUCUCUUCAUCACAGAAAAGUCUGUAUUCCGACGUUGGUCAAGUUACAUGGACAUCACUUUCAAACAUCCUAUGUGGCCGAGAAAAGAAAGUAACGGAACUCUACGUUCACCAUUUUUGGAAAAACGCAGAGGAAAAUUGAGGAAGACAAUGGCAUCAAAAGUUGUAAAUAAUAAUAAAUCAAAUAUUUUUACCAAGCCAAUUCAAAAAUUAUCAAAGGAGCAAGUGGAAAAUAAACCAGAUAAUAAUGUCACAAGUGAAAAAAUAAAUUCGCUAAAUAAGAGAAAACUGACUCACAAUAACAUGUCUGUCAAUUCAGCAAAAAUAUCAAAUGUGUUAAAUACGUCUGCCAAAUUGGAAACACGCAAUUUGAAGCCCAUUAAAAAUAAGAGAAAGCGACGGAGAAAAUACAAGAAAAAAAAAUAUUUGAGUUGAAACCCGCCUGUCUUAGCUUAUUAAAACAUAACUUGGUCUUGUGGGAGACGUUAGUCCGAUAUGUUCACCAGUUAAAAAAAACAAAGUGUUUUUCUGUUUGUUGCCUGUUACUGUAUUUAUCAAUCUUUUUAUAGGCUAUUUUAAUCUGAUGUAUCGUCUUUGCCUCUGUGUUUUGUUGUAAUUUAUUGUAUUUUUAUUUGGCCAGGGGGUUUAGAGGAUACCCACAUUUUGGGCUCUCAGCCUAUGAUGUUCACCUUGGCACCCCUCUGGCCAUAAUUUUCCUGAUUUGUGAUUUUUGUGCCGAAUAUGUAAUAAAUAAAUUAAUAGAAAUAAAUAAUGCACACCAAGCACGAACAUCUUUAUAAUGGACCUUUCCGGUGUGUCAACCAAACUUAACAACUGACCAAUCAAAACAGUGCCAGGAAUACGUGCGUGUCCAGCAAACACACGUGUUGUGCCACAAACGAACGUGUUUACGUAUGUUUUUACCAUAGAGCUAUUAGGCUAUGUUCUCACACGGCAGCUAACGGUUAGCAGGAUCCGGAUCCAGCUAACCGUUAGCUGCCGUGCGUCCAUGCGAGAAAAUCCCGAUCCGGAU
Molecule: messenger RNA, 1995 nt
Organism: Anneissia japonica
Lineage: Eukaryota; Metazoa; Echinodermata; Crinoidea; Comatulida; Comatulidae
Product: alpha-N-acetyl-neuraminyl-2,3-beta-galactosyl-1,3-N-acetyl-galactosaminide alpha-2,6-sialyltransferase-like
Exons: 6
Coding region: 63-1397 (444 amino acids)
Molecular function (GO): sialyltransferase activity
Source: RefSeq, a predicted model, not a curated record